AUGAUUACAACUGAUAGGACGAUGACUUUAGGUUUGUUUAGAAAUCGAUCUCUUCAUUAUGUAGUAUUUGUCGUUUGCUUGAUCCAAGCAGCGUCUAUAAAUUCAUCCGAUCAAGUGAUACAGAAGUCUUUUAACACUUCCAAAUGCUCUCUAAGUGUGUAUGAUGAUACACAUCAUUAUGCCCUAUUUCGACAAAAAAUCGAAGCAAAAGAAACUAAAAUAGUGUAUUUUAAUCUGAUAAUAAAUGGUCAGAAUCUACACAACGAUUCUAAAAAUUAUGACUUCUAUGGCUGGGUUAAAGACGAUUUUAGUUGGGCUCUGAUUUCUUUACCGGUCGAUUAUAUUGCUACAAGCUUAAGUCUAUAUUCAGUUUUCGUACAUCGACAGAGUUUAAAUCUUAUUGAAUCAAGCCGAGGUUGCUAUGCUCGACUAACAAGUGAUUCCAAAAGAAAGUAUAUCAUUUUUGAGGCAUUAUUAAAAUUUACAAACUCAAGUGGAGGUUGUUUUGGUAGAUAUUGUCCUACAAUAUUUUGGCGACGCUUUAAUAGAAAACAGGAACUUUUACAUCAUCCUAUACCUUAUUCAUGCUGUAACAGAGAAAUAGUUGCUGCAAAAAUUAACAUUAGUACAUGCCUAAUUCUAGGGAAACAGAAAUUGACAGGUCGUAUGGUACAAAUAAUUUCCAUAAUAAUCAGUUCCCUUAUAGCUGUUACUAUGUUAGAUAAACUUAUUAACAACUUCUUGAAAGAAUUAGGUAAUUAUCGAUAUUGCGAACAUAAAUCUCAUCUUACCUCUGACGAGAGUCAAGAUCAUUCAUUAAACCUACUACAAACUAAUAAUUCGCAUCAAGGAUUGAUUCAAGAAGAAACUUAUCAAUCAUCGCCUGGAUCGUCUCACCAAAUCGGGGAAACAUACCUCCAGCGUAGUGAUAGUAUGUUACCAAAUUCAACAAAUCUUACGAAAAUGGUCAAGGUAUUGACCAGUGAUUCAAAUAAUUCGUAUAACCAAAUUGACGACAAUGAUCAAGAGCUACUAACUAGACAAAUGUACUUAACGCCAAGUUAUGAGCGACAGUCCUAUCACCAAAUUAACAUCAUUCUUGUCGAUAUGAAACACCAUUUACUUUCUCUACAACUAUUUCAAUUUAUCAAAGAUCUCUUAACAUUUAUAAUCUGCUUGCCAUUUUGCAUAUUUGGACUUAUUGGACUUUUACGAGCUUUACUUUUUAUUUCUGAAGUAUUAACAUUCAAAUUAAAACGAAAUUUACUUCCCAAGAUAACAAAUUGGCCUUUAAUACAUCCUCUCGUAUUAGCCUUUAUGACGUUCUACUCACUCUUUUUUGUCUUUUUUACUGCAUCCCUAUUAGCUUGCGGUUUACAAUUGAUUUCUAGAAUCGCUAUUACUGUUAUAACAUUUAUUUUCGCAUUUUCUAGCUAUUUCAAUGAAAUUAUUAUUAUUGUAAUUCCAUACGUGCAUUUUAUCUAUUUGUUAUUGAGCGCUUACUCUGAUCGAGGUCCUCUUAUAUGUCAAAGAAUUAUUGAUGUAAAGCCAAGAAUAGAAGAAAAUAUUCAAACAAUCUUGGAUAGUAAGCAAGGUAUUUUGCGAGUCGAUUUUAUCAUCACUCAAACUGGCAGUAUCAAUGACGUAGAAAUUGAUACCCCAGAAAUGUUAAAUGAAGAAACUAUCAAACUUAGUAUUGUGGAUUACAUUAAACGAAGUCUAAGAGAUGACCACCAUCACGCAAUUAAUGGUACUUCGAGCAUCGUUUUUCAAUACUCAUAUAUUGAGUCAGACAGUAAUAAAGUUACAGUCAAAUUAUUGCAAUGUGGCUUCGGUUGUGUAAAAUGUACUUUUAACGACGGACAUAACAUACUCAAAGAGAAAAUCCAAGCUCACUUAGGCAACAACGGUUCUCAUUAUUUCCAAGCUAAACUAUGUCAAACCUACUACGAUAUAUAUGAAAGUAGAACUCAUCCAUGCACUGGUAUUCCUGCAGAAUUAUACAACUAUCUCAAGUAUUACACACCUAAGAUAUCAAUUAGUCAGCUACAAGUAGCAUUUUACAUUUUUAUCAUAACAGGUCUAUUCGUACAUUAUAUUGUUACGUUCGAUCUCGUUUAUAGAUUUCAUACAUUUUCAUCGCUUAAUUCGAGUAUUACCCAUGCCUCAAUCGUCUAUUUAGUUUCAUAUCUAUCCUUAAAAAGUUCCAAAAUUUUAGAGAUCGAUAAAGAAACAAUCGAUAAGAUCUUAAUUCUUAACAUUACUCAAUAUAGACGAGGUUAUAAAAUAUUUUUUAAGCGAGGAAUCGAAUUUCAACCUAUUUCUCAGACAAUAUGUAUGGCUGUAAGAUAA
This is a messenger RNA of Trichoplax adhaerens, 2352 nucleotides long. RefSeq lists its product as uncharacterized. The coding region runs from base 1 to 2352 and encodes 783 amino acids. The transcript is spliced from 4 exons. The record is from RefSeq and is a predicted model, not a curated record. NCBI's taxonomy places the organism in Eukaryota, Metazoa, Placozoa, Uniplacotomia, Trichoplacea, Trichoplacidae.